AACACACAGUCAGCACAUGCUCAAUACAAACAUGUAUACACACUGUCACAGAGCAAACAAAUCAUCUGCUACUACACACCAAUUUAAUCUCAAUAUAAGCAGCUACAGUAAAUCAGGAAAAGAUGGGAGGAUGUAUUAUACAUUCUGUGCAACUAUCACUGGUUAAACAGGAAGUGUGUCCUUGGGAAAUGUCUUGUUUAUGCAGGUGUUUUCACAGCAGUCAUUUAAUAUAAUAGCAUCCCAAUGUAUUAUGUUAAAUGUUAAGAGCAAAGUUAACCAAAAAAAAAAAAAAAUCCUUAAUUUACAGAAUUUUGAAAACACUGAUGAUCACUUUAUGAAAACAAUAAAAUGCUUUCCUUCAUUUUAAGAGAUAAAAAAAAUAUGGUGCUAUAUUUGGUCUGUUAUGUUUCCCUACUUUAGAAACAUUCCAACAGUAAUAGGCAAGGCAUGAAGAAGUGAAAAUAGACCAGAAGAGAGAUGUGAAUGCAAAUAGAAGGGAAGGAAUUAGAGAGUCAAAGUGUCAUCAAAUACACAAUUCAAGGAAUGUUUAAAACAUAGUGUAAUAGUGUGUCCAGAUCACAAAGCUGCACUGUCUUUUACACAUUUUUAACAGAAUAAAAAGAAAAAGGUAGGAACCCGCAACCUGAUGAUAUCGACUGCGGUGAAAAACAAAAGAUUUAUCAUUCUACCUAUCAUUUGUUGACACUUAUAUGCUGAAAAACAAAAAAGUACCAUUUCCUUUAUUUGAAGGGAUAAGACCUGAAUGAAGUCAAAAAGAAAGAAAGAAAGAAAGAAAGAAAUCUAUUAAAGGUCUGAAGAUACUCAAGUGGUCAGAACACCAAAACAUCACAUAAACAUCCCUGUAUGUUGUUUAAGAACUAUUUGUGGACAAAUGAUUGUAUGUAGUUUGGUCCAUAAAUUGGAACCAUUUGGGGGAAGUCUCACGUCACACAGCAUUUCCUGACAUGCCUGAAACAUGAGCACUGAGCAAUUCUGAAUCCAGACUCCCAUAGCCUUUAACAGGAAACCAUCACGCCCUUUGACGCAGACGUCUAACUUGACGGUUAUCUUAAUAUACAGAUGACUGAUGCUCAGAACAGCACUUGCAGGUCAUGUUUAGUUUGAUGAACAAUACUUUGUAAAAAUUCACUGGAAAAACCUUUCAAGCAUGUGGAGACUAUUUGUGCUGCUGCUAUUACCAUUAUUGUUUGAGGAUACACUUCAAGAUUCAGCAUCAAUAUAUUCCAGCAUCAAUAUGCCAAAACAUUCAAUUCAGCCGAAAACGUUUCCCGGAACAAUAAAGUUCAAUGGUUCCCUGUUCUCCAACACAUCUAUCCAGCAGCCUGUGAUAAACGUCAAUGAUACCGUCAUCAUUUACACCACUGGAGUUGUCAGCACUAGGAUCAUUCCAUCCGCGUACAUCCUAGCCAUCCUCGUCGGGAUCCCCUCUAACGUCUUUGUGUUGGUUUGCCUCAGUGGAAAAAAAAAUCUUUCCAGCAGUAUCCUAUAUUUUAGCCUAGCAGUUUCAGACCUUCUCCUGCUACUUUCUCUCACACUCAGAGUCCACUAUCACUUCAAUAACAACAACUGGAUCUUUGGAGAGCUGGCUUGCAAGGUGGUGACUGCCUGCUUUUAUGGUAACAUCUACUGCUCGAUCCAUGCCCACAUGUGUAUUAGUGUGAUGCGCUACCUUGCGGUGGUCCACCCGUUCCUCUACAGGACAAUGUCAAAAAGGUACUGUGCGAUCUGGGCGAGCUUAACCAUUUGGGUGGUUUUAGCUAUUGCGAUGGCACCAGAGUUUCUGGUUCAGCAAAGCUACAGCAUAUCUGGGCAAACGUUGGUGACGUGUCAUGAUAUCCAGCCCUAUAAAGAAGCGCCCUACAAAGCUUUAAUUCCAUACAGAUUGAGUCUGAUCUGCCUGGGGUUCAUCCUGCCAUCGCUGGUCAUUGCAUUUGUUUACGGAUCCAUCAUCUACCACCUAAAUCGUUCCAGUCGUGACUGGAAGCACUACAUGAAGGCCAGCACGUUGGUGUUUGGGAUCUUUUUAGUGUGUUUUGCUCCAUGUAGUACACUUCUUUUUGCACACUAUGUGAAGCUGUACACUGAGGAGCAGUAUGACUUGUAUUAUUACUACAGAGCAGCCGUAUGUCUGUGUUCCUUCCACAGCUGUCUGGACCCUUUCCUCUCUUAUCUCCUCGCAAAGACUUCAACUUCCCAAGUCAAGUUUAGAUCCUUUAGCUCUAGACCUUUGAAAGCUUUGUCCACUGCCUAAGGCCUUCUAAAUAACAGGAUGUUUUUGUUGAGGACCCCGCAAGGGGGACUUCCUUAUCUAAAAUGGCUUAACAGUGGUUGGACUUCCCACUUUGUACUUUAGUAGAGGCUCAUUACUUUGUACACAAGUGAAAGAAGUUGGAAACUCAAGCUGUAAGCAUAAAACUAAGUCAAGCUGAAUACAAAGUCUUUGAGACCAUGAAAGAACUGUUUAAGUAAUUCAAAUAAGAGAUGUAACCUCUUAGACAUUUCAUUGUUUCAGCGCUGUUAUUCUA
Molecule: messenger RNA, 2546 nt
Organism: Ctenopharyngodon idella (grass carp)
Lineage: Eukaryota; Metazoa; Chordata; Actinopteri; Cypriniformes; Xenocyprididae
Gene: f2rl2
Product: coagulation factor II (thrombin) receptor-like 2
Exons: 2
Coding region: 1169-2272 (367 amino acids)
Biological process (GO): positive regulation of Rho protein signal transduction; blood coagulation; thrombin-activated receptor signaling pathway
Cellular component (GO): membrane
Molecular function (GO): thrombin-activated receptor activity
Source: RefSeq, a predicted model, not a curated record